CCGAGGUCUCGCGCGAAGGAGGCGGACGCCGCAAAGAGAGAAAGCCGUUUCGGAGGUGAAUCACCCGGCGUGUGAGGAAGCUGGUGUUCGGAGUUGCGCUUCUGCGGGAGCCAUGUUCCUGACCGCGCUGCUGCGCCGCAACCGCAUUCCCGGCCACCAGUGGAUCGGGAAGCACCGGAGGCCGCGUUCCGUGUCCUUCCACGGGAAGCAGAACACAAUCCGCCGCCUGGAGGUGGAGGCAGAGAACCACUACUGGCUGAGCACACCCUUCCUUACUCCCUCACAGGAGUUCGGGCACGCUGCGGCCCGCAGAGCGGCUGCCUUCCAGGCCAUUAAAGCUGCUGGCGAGGCCAAGUUCCCGCGGCACAGGCUGCUGGCCGACCAGCUCAGCCACCUCAGUGUCACCAAGAAGUGGCCCUAACAGAAUUGCUGUCCCUUGUCUCGGGAACCGGAAAAGCUAGAAAAAUAGGACUUGUGGACUAGAUAUAUGGGCAGAACACUGCUUGCAGAACACCUGAGCUCCAGCUUCCUGUCUGUUGUGUCGUGUUUCUGUUUCUAAAAGUGUCAUGUGUCUUUUCCCCAGGGGUCAUGGUGAUGUGAGUUGUAUUCUGGGUGACUGCUGCGAUAAAUAUACAAAGUGUGAUUCGAGGUCUGUGUAUGACACCGAGUAACUGCCUAAAUGUAAAGGAAAAAAAGCUUUGUCAGUCAGACAUAUUCCUAAAAAUAGCAUUUUCUUCUGGGAUUUGUCAACAGCAGUGGAUAUUUACACAAAGUGAAAUGUGCUUAUCAGGACUGCUACAUGGAAUUUUUUUUUUUUACGUGAUUGGGUACAAUUAACAUACUACGCAGUAUACCACUUGUAGAUGUUUGAUUUCAAAUAACCCUUUUCUGAAUGAAAACAGGCACUUUAUGGGUGUCAGCUGAGAAAAUAAUCUAUUGAGGCAGGUUAGUAAGAAACUAGGAUUCCUUGGCAAGUGGAAUGAGGAAAACUGAGACAAAAAGUCACCACAGAGCAAGUAAUAGUGAGCUGAUAAAUCACAAGAUUCAGUCCUCCCUAAGCAAAGGUAUCUAAGAGCAGGUGGUUUAAAGUCGCCUUAGGGAAAUAGGUAAUAAAAAAAAAAAACAAUUAGAGCCAGAUUAAUCCAAGAUAGAGGUGAAACUAACCAGAAAAUGACCCCAAACUUAAUUAUAUUCAGUUUAAUGAUUACUCUGUUGAGGUGCUCCCCUGGGACCCCCCUGAAAUUCCUGCCUAUAGAAAAUAGGUAAAAUCCUCAGGACUAGGGACACCACCUUGGCUCUUUGAGCACACGCUUUCCUCUGGCAUGUACUUUGCUUCUAUGCUAAGCUCUCAGGCUCUGGGCAAACCUGCACCCAGGGGAGCAAUGGCAAUGGCAGCUAUAUCAGGUAUACCCCCAAUCCUGUCUUGAAGGGCCCAUCCUUUGCAUCACUGUCGCAAGCCUUAAUAAACUUACUUUCGCCUGGA
This is a messenger RNA of Artibeus jamaicensis (Jamaican fruit-eating bat), 1483 nucleotides long. It is a transcript of the gene MRPL57, whose product is annotated as mitochondrial ribosomal protein L57. Gene Ontology annotation, biological process: mitochondrial translation. Gene Ontology annotation, cellular component: mitochondrial ribosome. The coding region runs from base 113 to 421 and encodes 102 amino acids. The transcript has 2 exons. Gene Ontology annotation, molecular function: structural constituent of ribosome. NCBI's taxonomy places the organism in Eukaryota, Metazoa, Chordata, Mammalia, Chiroptera, Phyllostomidae. The record is from RefSeq and is a predicted model, not a curated record.